Molecule: messenger RNA, 1995 nt
Organism: Trichosurus vulpecula (common brushtail)
Lineage: Eukaryota; Metazoa; Chordata; Mammalia; Diprotodontia; Phalangeridae
Product: tetratricopeptide repeat protein 39B-like
Exons: 3
Coding region: 1-1995 (664 amino acids)
Biological process (GO): regulation of cholesterol metabolic process; cholesterol homeostasis; negative regulation of cholesterol storage
Molecular function (GO): protein binding
Source: RefSeq, a predicted model, not a curated record
AUGGUGAGUGUAAGUGGCUUACAUCGGAUAUUUGAUGACUUGCAUAGAAAAAAUGGCAUGAAAUAUACCAUUCAUGAAAUGUAUGAUGAGAAAAUAAGGCAGUUAUGUAGUGAAAGUGACGAGCAACAACUUGAAGGUUUCAGUAUUGGUCUGAACCCUGUAUGUGACAUACCAGUUACUUUUUCAUUACUCAGGAAAAGCAACCUUCCUUUCAUCCACAUCACUGCACCCUGUAUAUGUUGUUUUUUCUCUCCAGAGUGGAAAGCAAAUAUGGCAUUUCCUAGAAUUGAAAUGGAAAGCAAGGAGGAGGACCAUUUUGAAGAUGCCUUUGAAGAAAUUCCAGUAGCAACAUCAAUCAACCUUACUUCAUCCUUAGAAGAAAGUACAAUAGGAUUGUAUUUAUUUCUAAGUAAUAAAUUCUCAGAAGCUUUGGAUUCACUUCGCCCAUUGUAUAAUAAAAGCAUGUACCAUGCCCUUAUCUAUGGCGCUAUUGUGGUUUUUAGGGCCUUCCUGACUUUUGAUGUGCAAGAUAUAGAACUGGCAAACACCACAAUGAAUGAAGUUUUGAAAACUUGUGAAAACUUCAGAAAAAAAACCUCAUUUGUUAAUUCACUGUCUCGUCUAAUUUACAAACAGGGAAUAAAUAAGGUUAAUGAAGAAGAAUUUCAUGCAGAACUCUGCUAUGCUCAAAGUUUAGCACUGAAAGCAUCAUUGAUACUUUUACAAGAUGAAAGUAUGUUUGGUUUUCUCAAAUCUGGAAUCAAUUUUGGGCUAAGUUACCAAAUAUAUAAAGACUGUCAACAGCUAUUAUUGCAUUUACCAAACUACCAAAGCAAAACCCAGAAACAUUUGGCUGGAGCAAUAAAACUUGGAAUUGGAAUAUUCAAUUUGGUAUCAGCACUUUUACCACCUAAGAUCCUUCCAUUAUUGAAUUUUGUUGGUCAUGCUGGAAGUUUGGAAUUAGGUCUCACUUUACUCUAUGAAGGUGCAUCAUCUUCCAGUAUUCACAACAUACUGUGUUUGUUUACCUUGUUCCUAUAUUACAAUUAUGUCUCUGUAACUCUUGGAACUGGAAAGGAAAAGAAGCAUAAUUUUGAAGAUCUCCUUUUAAGUUAUCUCAGGAAGUUUCCAAAGUGUGUCUUCCUUGUCUUUUGUUAUGGACGCUUAAGCAUGCUGAAAGGGAAUUUUGAAUUUGCAGAGAUAAAACUUCAACAAUGCAUUUUUUUACAAAAUGAAUGGCAGCAGCUUCAUCACUUCUGUUACUGGGAACUUAUGUGGUGCUAUAUUUUCCAGCAGGAAUGGCAUUAUGCUUACCACUAUGCAGACCUACUCUGUCAACAAAGCAAAUGGUCCAGAGCUUCCUAUACAUACAACAAAGCUGCCAUUUUGAGCAUGCUUCCUGCUGAAUUUGUGAAAUCAAUAGGUGAGGAUAUAACAUCUUUGUUUUUAAAAGUAGACAGUCUAAAAAUAAAGGUUUUAGGGCAUUCUGUCCCAGUGGAAAACUUUGCUGCUUUGAAAUCUAAACGCUAUAGUAGUACUACCUCAUGGCAUUUAGCACAACCUGUUCUGGAGCUUAUGUAUAUCUGGAGCGGCUUCCGAAUUAUAAGAAGAAGACGAGACCUCAUUUCACGCUGGGUAGUACUAAUUGAAAAAGAAGAGGCAGUUUUACGGAAAGGUCGAAACAAAGAUUAUCAGAUAGAUGACAUGUGUUUGGUAUACUUACUCAAAGGUCUAUGCUUGAAAUACCUGCGCAAAUACUGGAGAGCUGAGCUAUGUUUCAACCAUGUUAUUCAAAAUGAAAAGAUGAUCAAAUUUGACACAUAUUUGGUGCCAUAUGCGUACUAUGAGCUGGGAAUACUGCAGUAUAGACGAGGCGAUAAGAGCACAGCAAUAAGGACCAUAAAGCGGAUUAAAAACUUCAAAGACUUUUCCAUGGAGACCAGGUUACGGCUUAGGGUUCAUUUAGCCCUUCAGCAAAUGACUAAAGAAAAAUGA